AAGUCAUACAGUCAAGGCCACACUACUGCUGCUGCACAUCGCACGAGAUCUUGAUGGUUAUAUUUUAUAUUCGGUUUAGUUUAAAUGUAGUUCAGUGCAUAGAAGUGAGUGCGACGAAUGUUGGCAACUGAAAUAUGCAUGAUAGUUGUAAGCUGCUACUGUACACUGAUUCAUGUAUCUUAGGGAGAAAACAUUGAGGCAAGCACCGGUGUAGUGCGAAUGUGAAGAUAGCGAAGACGAUCGAGCAAAACAGUGAACGGUCGAAUGAAAGUGAAAAAGAAGAAACCAAACGUUUAUCCGUCCAUCAUACGCAGCAAAUGCUAGGAGCUUAGGUGGCUGGUGUCGCUGAGCCGGACCGUGUGCGGUUCAUCCGUCGUGUUGCAGUGUGGUGAAGGCGGAUGCGGACCAAACUGAUGUUAAAUAAUGUUCCCCGAGCUAACGUCGUGCCUUGCCGAGAGCAGAAGAAAGUGAAAUGAGAUUAUGAAUCGUGUAAACAUGGACCAGGGCAAUAACGCGUAAGUGAAACGUUGAGUGAAAGAUAAAGAAGUAAAAAAAAGCACACUCAUUCAGUUUGCAAAGGCGCAGAUUACUACAGCUGGUGAACUGUUUGCAGGUGUUGUUGAAUAUAAAUACACGCAUGUUUUAGACGAACGGUGCUCCGAGAAAACAUUAAAGAGGAGUAAACAGCGUGUGAACUGAAGUGGAACGUGAUUUUAUUCUCUCAACAAUGUACACCAAAAUGAUUGCUCCUGCGAGAAGCAGAUUUCUCGUUGGAUCUAUAGUAACCGCAUUAGUUCUUGCUGGAUAUGUAGCCGAAGCAAAGGGAAGCACACACUGGAAUGAUACGGAAAUUAUUAGCCGACAAGGACGGUUUCUGUUUGACACAUUGUUUGGACUAAACACGGCUGCAUUUUCACUUGACGAUGAUGACGACCUGACCAACAAUCAGGUGAAGAGCUGUGACUGUGAAUGUGGAGCAGCUAAUCAAGAAAUUCGAAUUGUAGGAGGACGGCCCACUGGAGUGAAUCAAUAUCCUUGGCUGGCACGCCUAGUUUACGACGGUCAGUUUCAUUGUGGAGCAUCACUUCUCACAAAAGAUUACGUUUUAACUGCGGCACAUUGUGUUCGAAGACUCAAGCGCAACAAGAUCCGUGUUAUUCUGGGUGAUUACGAUCAAUUCGUAGCUUCUGAGACUCCUGCAAUAAUGCGGGCAGUCACCGCAAUCAUCAGGCACCGGAGCUUCGAUCAAAACUCCUACAAUCACGACAUCGCGCUUCUGAAGCUGCGCAAGCCUGUGGAGUUCACCAAAACCAUACGUCCGGUUUGUUUACCCAAGGAACGCAGUGAGCCGGCUGGUCAGUUGGGCACAGUUGUGGGCUGGGGACGAACUUCGGAAGGUGGCACACUUCCAGCGUUGGUCCAACACGUGGAUGUACCGAUCUUGACACUCGACCAGUGUCGAAGCAUGAAAUAUCGUGCAUCUCGUAUAACGUCGAAUAUGUUAUGCGCCGGUAAAGGCAAACAGGACUCAUGCCAAGGUGACUCCGGUGGGCCUCUGCUAGUACGAAAUGGUGAUAAGCACGAAAUUGUUGGGAUUGUGUCAUGGGGCGUUGGAUGCGGCCGGGCCGGCUACCCUGGAGUGUACACCCGUGUGGCGCGUUACUUGCCCUGGCUGCGUGCAAAUCUGGACGAUACUUGUCUCUGCUCGAAGUGCUGUAGUGUUGGCGAAGCUUUGCGGAAGCCGGAACAAAAGAAACCCAACCAAAGUUUAAGUGAACUUCUGCCGGCAGUGGAAAGAAUUGACGUGAGAACAAGCGUGCGAAGAAAAUUGUUAAAAUUAGAACGAAUAGCGAGCUGUGAGUUGCGGAUAACGCUGAAUACGAAGAGAAUGGAAGUGAGCAAUUUAGCACGGAGCAUAAUCAAUUUGCGCAUUAACAUGAUGCUGGAGGUUCCGCUGUUGAUGCUGCUGAUGGUGGGGCUCUUGGCAGGUGAUGCGUCCGGGAAGCUGCAAGCUCAGGGCAAAUAUGAGAUGCUAGCGACACCGAACAAGAAUACGGACGAGCGGAGCAUUGUCGACAAUAUGAAGAUGAUAUUUGGUGGGGGCAGUAACCGUGCUCCAAUCCAUGAUACACCCUCCAGUGCUUGUAGCUGCCGAUGUGGCGAGCGGAACGAUGCCUCGAGGAUCGUUGGCGGCCAGGCGACCGGCGUGAACGAGUUUCCCUGGAUGGCGCGAUUAAGUUACUUCAAUCGGUUCUACUGUGGCGGCAUGCUCAUCAACGACCGAUACGUUCUUACGGCGGCGCAUUGCGUUAAAGGCUUUAUGUGGUUCAUGAUCAAGGUAACGUUCGGUGAGCAUAACCGGUGCGACGACUCUGUGCGCCCGGAAACACGCUUCGUGCUGAGAGCGAUCGCGCAGAAGUUCAGCUUCUUAAACUUCGACAACGACAUCGCACUGUUACGGCUGAACGACCGCGUGCCCAUAACGGACUUCAUUCGCCCGAUCUGCCUGCCAUCCGAUCCAAGUAACGCGUACGUCGGCACAAAUGGAACGGCCACCGGCUGGGGCACGCUGAAGGAGGACGGCAAACCGUCCUGCAUCCUGCAGGAGGUGGAAGUGCCCGUCCUCUCGAACGAGGUGUGCAGUACACAAACCAACUACACGGCAUCCAUGAUCACGGACAACAUGCUGUGCGCCGGCUAUCUGGGUGUGGGCGAGAAAGACUCGUGCCAGGGAGAUUCCGGUGGUCCGCUGAUCGCGGAACGAGAGGACAAACGCUACGAGCUGAUCGGGGUGGUGUCGUGGGGCAAUGGUUGCGCCCGGCCCUACUAUCCCGGCGUGUACACGCGGGUGACACGCUACCUCGACUGGAUACGCGAGAACUCCAAGGACGGAUGCUUCUGCAGCGAGUGAGCCAAACCUGCCUGCACCAGGGAUGCAAAGUCGGUCGUAACGGUGUGUGAUGUGAUGGAAUCGAGCCGGUUGGCGAAAAGUGGUAGAAAAUAAGAUCAAGCUCUAGGAAGUAUAACGCGAUAAUUAAUCUAUCUAGCAUGUAGGACAGUCCGAACCACGGCGAACGGUGCUGGACAAUGCAUACUGCAGUCGACCGGUCGCCGUUUCUUUCCCUUCUGCCCUACAGCAAAGUCACCUACACACGGGGGCCGGCGGAGCGCCCUAGAGAAACCGUAACGUAACCCGCACUGCCAUGGUUUCCUCGUUGGCCGAUUUAGUUUCUCCACUGCGUCACUGAAGAUACCGUUAAACUGGCCGUGGCCGGAAUUUUAAAACGGUAGACAUUAAUAAACAAUGUGAAGAUAAGCGGCGAAAAAAACAAGAUGCCUCGAAAACGUUACAAAAAGCCUCAUCCGCGACGGCGCGAUGUACGUUCACCAUAUUCCGCUUUCGUUGAUGUCGGAGCUUUGGCGCGUACAAGAAGCCAUCAUCACAGCUUUUUUUGUGCAUUCUAGUGCAAGAGUUCGCACAUAAGCGCUCAUUUUCCCACCGCUGGCCAUUCGAAAGUGGGGGACAAACUUAUUUUAUGAAUAGAACCGGCGCUAGCUCAGCGAUGAUUGGUGGUAGUCGGUCUUGCGUAGAUAGCGUGAUACAUUCAUUCAUUGGCACUUUCUUUAAUUCGAUUUAAAUUAAGAUUCAGCUCGCGUUUCCAUCCCUUGUGUGAGUGGCUAAUGGCAACAUGGGCAACAAUAUACUGUGAAUAUACUGAAAUUCUUUUCCUUAGCUGAGCUGAAUUACUUCGCUCCGUUACACAUUUUCUACUACUUCAGAAUGACGUACAUCACAAAGGUGGCUUCUGAUGAAUAUAUGCCGUUACGAUAUCGGUGGCACAACGGUGUACGGUGUAUUUUUAAAGUUAACUAUAAUAUAAAUUAAUGUUAUUGAAGGUAUGAAACAAUCUUCGACAAAUAAGUGUAAAGUAAUAAAAUAUAAUAUUUUAUCUCGAUGUAA
This is a messenger RNA of Anopheles coluzzii, 3961 nucleotides long. RefSeq lists its product as uncharacterized. The record is from RefSeq and is a predicted model, not a curated record. Gene Ontology annotation, molecular function: serine-type endopeptidase activity. The transcript has 9 exons. Lineage: Eukaryota; Metazoa; Arthropoda; Insecta; Diptera; Culicidae. The coding region runs from base 728 to 2911 and encodes 727 amino acids. Gene Ontology annotation, biological process: proteolysis.